CUUCGAUCAAAACACAAUCGUUUUCUUUUUCGCAGUUUUUUGUGUGAUUAGGAAUUUUGGGUUUUUUUUUUCCAGCUUUUCCUUGAUUGUUCAUUUUGCCAUGGCUGAAGAAAGUAUUGAUCCACUAAUAAUAAUUCCCGAAGAAAACGAAUCCGUCAUUAAUAAGAUGGGGGGCAAAACCCUUGUCGAAAAUCCAUCUUCUCCGAAAACUGCAAGAGGUAAAAAACCGGAUUCUUCGAAAAUAUUGCCCAUUUAUCUCAGAGCAUCGACCGGUUCUUGCCAUGAUCUCUGUAAAUUCGGAAGAAAACACGCGUCCGAUGAAAUUACGAGAAAGCCCCUACGCCUAAGAACUGCAAAAUCUGUCGAGAUCGUAGUCGUAGAUAAGCCAAAGGCUUGUGCGGAUAGUAUCAAGAAACAUUCACUUGUAGUGAAUGUAGUGAAGCCUUCUAGAACAAAAACUCGCUCGCUGAAUUCACCUACCGAGAAACCUAGUUCGUCGAACCCCCCUGAAAUUAUCAAGAGGGAAAUAUUACCUUCGUCUAGUGGUAAUCAAAUGUCGAGAACAGAUAAAACGGCGUACGAUCAUUCUGCGAAACGUUCUUUCGUAACGGCGAAACCUUUUAAUAAGGUUAAACCAUCGUUCGUUUCUGACAAUGUGGAUCGUGUGCAUGGAAAUCGGAGAAGAUAUAGCGAUGUCCAAACGAGCAAGAAGAUGACAUCAUCCUCUAUGUCAGCAAAGAAAGCACUGCUGCCUAUAACUGCUUCUUCUUCGUCUCCUAAGUUUGUUAGGGGUAAGAUUGUAAUAUCGGGCAACACUAGGAAAACCAGAACAUCGCUAAAAUCGAUGUCUCCUUCGAAGAAUGGAAGUGGAACACACAGUGUUGGUGAGGAUUGUGAGAAAAUUUUGCAUGUUGUAGAGAAUAAUGCCGUGGAAGAAUCUCCGUCAUUACCUAAUUAUUCGUCAAAUCCGGACUUUGAUUCUUCGUUAUCUCGUGAAAAAGAAAAAGACGAUGAGCGUAUUAAGUACGGUGAGACUGAAUUCGAAGAUGUCUUUGUCUCUGACAAAAACAUAGUACAACCUCCGGCAGAGAGUCACGACUACAUUGGUAAUGAAUUUGCGGCUGACGAAAUUGUGUCCAUUUCAUCGAAAGAGAUUCGAGAAGAGACUUUGGAAAUGGGAGCAGAGAAUAAUGCAGUGGAAUUGGAGUCUUCGUCUCGUUCAGACUCUGCAUCUUUGUCUUCUUGUGAAGACGAAGACGAAGACGAAGACGAAGAAGAAGAAGAAGAAGAAGAAGAAGAAGAAGAAGAAGAAGAAGAAGAAGAAGAAGAAGAAGAAGAAGAAGAAGAAGACGAAGAGAUCAAGAACGGUGACGAAGAAUCGAAGAUCGAAACUACAAAACAGAAUCCAAACAAGACACUCAGAAAGAAUAAGUUGGAUCUUUCCGAAGAUAAAAAUCGCUCCCCUAUAAAGUUAAAGUUCCGCAGCGGAAGAACAGUGGACCUUCGACCGGAGAAUAACACCCCACGAAGACUCAAAUUCAGGAGGGCAAAAAUCAACACUAACAACAAACCCGAUGAAUUUGUCUCCGACAAAAACAAGUCUAUCGGGAGAAACAACAACAGUACACAAGAUGCAAAAGUGAAUCAAAACAAGACUUCAAUAAGAAAGAAUAAAGUGGCCGUUGUUUCCGAGGACAAAUAUCGGGCCCCACGCUCUCCCGUGAAUUUAUUCAAAAGUCAAAGAAAAGUUGACCAACAAUCGGAUAUUACAAACACUCCAACAAGGCUGAGAUUUAGCAAGGCCAGAGCUUCCCAAAGGGCCGACGAGAGCAAACCCGAAGAUUCUAGAAGAACCCAUAGAAAAAGUGGAAGCAGAGACGAUGCUGGUUUUUCGGUAAUUUCGUCACGAAAGUUGGUUCUGAAGCAUCAAGAUUUGGAAGGGAAGAAAGAUGAUCAAGGGUUAUUAAACAAUGUGAUUGAAGAAACUGCGAGUAAACUUGUCGAAACGAGGAAAAGUAAGGUUAAAGCUUUGGUCGGAGCUUUCGAAACGGUGAUUUCUCUACAAGAGCGUAAGCCUUCUCGACGCAGCUGAGUGAUGAGAAUGUUAUAUA
Molecule: messenger RNA, 2111 nt
Organism: Erythranthe guttata (spotted monkey flower)
Lineage: Eukaryota; Viridiplantae; Streptophyta; Magnoliopsida; Lamiales; Phrymaceae
Molecular function (GO): calmodulin binding
Source: RefSeq, a predicted model, not a curated record